AUGGAGUGGGUGAAGAAUGAACAUGGCUACACACCAUCAACUGGAAAUCUUGGUUACCGUAGCGGUGCAUUUUCAGCUACUGAUCCUUUAACAUUCGGAAAGCCGAUAUCCCUCACCGUCGUACCAAAAGAUGUACCUAAUACUCCACCAAUACUGUCCAUUCUAUCCGCGCUAGAACCCGAUGGACAAGAUAUUUGUCUGGCCGCCGGGUUCUUUCCUAGAGAAAAGUCCAUGAUUCUAAAUGGAGAUACUGCAAACAGUUUGAAAACCGAUAAUGCUGCCUUGUCCACAAGCAGUAAAACCUAUUAUUAUGCUGGUUUUAAACCAAAAAGUAUUACAACUUGCAAAAUUGAUCAAGUUGAGGCAACUCCUGACAGUCCCGUGACAGAUAAAGAUGAGAAAGACAAUUCACAGACUCCACAGAUUUGUCCAACAAAAGCUCCUGGUAAUUCUCUCUCUGUGUCAACAGACAAUGGUAAUCCUAAAACGAACUCCAUGACCCUACUUGUGACAGGUCUGAGAAUUCUGCUUGCUAAAUGUGUUGCAAUCAAUGUUUUGAUGUCUGUGAAAGCAUUUCUAGUUUGAGGUAAAUUUUGUUAAUUAUGAAUUUCGGUCAAAUCUGAACAAUUUGGGACGUUUCUACACAGAUAAGGGCGUUUAUAGCAAGCCACAAUGUCAGUAUUUGCAACUCUUUGGUAAUUAAUGUUACAUAAAGGAAAAUGAUAUGUAGAUAAAAUAAAAAGUGUUUUGUAGACUCUCUUGACAUUUAGAUUAAUUUCUGAGCUAUAGUGAAAAUUAUGCUUUGCAAUGCUUAAAUUUUUUAUAUAUGCAUUUUAAGACUUUGUUACAAACAAAACUUAGAAAGGUAGAAAAUGAAGGAUGUUAAAUAUUUUUUUUUUUUUUUUUUUACAAAAUGUCACAGUCUAAUUUUACAAUUACACAGUGAUGUUACAAAUGUUUCACUUUUGUUAUUGUCUAAUAACAUUGUCUAAUUGUUUAUCCAAUUUACUUGUAAUAUGAUUAUUCCAAAAAAAUAUAAAAUAAUAAAAUUCAUUUAUGAAGGUGAA
Messenger RNA from Paramisgurnus dabryanus, 1067 nucleotides. It is a transcript of the gene trdc, whose product is annotated as T-cell receptor delta constant. The record is from RefSeq and is a predicted model, not a curated record. NCBI's taxonomy places the organism in Eukaryota, Metazoa, Chordata, Actinopteri, Cypriniformes, Cobitidae.